Messenger RNA from Cannabis sativa, 2333 nucleotides. RefSeq lists its product as uncharacterized. The record is from RefSeq and is a predicted model, not a curated record. The coding region runs from base 271 to 678 and encodes 135 amino acids. Gene Ontology annotation, biological process: protein stabilization; protein folding; cellular response to heat. Gene Ontology annotation, molecular function: ATP hydrolysis activity; ATP-dependent protein folding chaperone; ATP binding. The transcript has 8 exons. Lineage: Eukaryota; Viridiplantae; Streptophyta; Magnoliopsida; Rosales; Cannabaceae. Gene Ontology annotation, cellular component: perinuclear region of cytoplasm; cytosol; plasma membrane.
UGCUCCUCCCUUUAUGCACUUUUCCCUAACCUAUAUCGAUUAAUCUACCCACUGAAACUGGAGCUCUAUAGUUUGCGGAAGGAAAAAUGAAAUUGGAGUUCUACUUUCUCUUUCAAUAUUUUAUUCUCCAUAUAUAUUGUUCUAAUCUCACGUUGCGACCACAACUUAGACGAGAUGAAGUGGAAGAGGACCUUUUGCUUCUUCCGAAGAUUGAAACCCUUCUUUUACUUUUAAUCUAGGGAUUUCAAGAAGGUCAAUCACAAUCACUCAAUGAUGAACGUUCAAAUGGGAGACGUAGAGACCUUUGCAUUCAAGGCUGAGAUUAAUCAGCUUCUCAGUCUUAUUAUCAACACUUUCUCUAGUAAUAAGGAGAUUUUCCUGAGAGAGGUCAUUAGCAACUCCUCUGAUGCAUUGGACAAGAUAAUGUUUGGGCGCCUAACAGAUGAGAGCAAGCUUGAUGCACUUCAUAUUGUUAUGGUGGCUACUGUGCGCUGUGAAGAAAUUGCCAAUGAGAAGUUCUCUAGUUUUUCAGGAAAUGAGUACUGGCUGGCACUCGAGGAGGGUGUACAACUUGGUCCUGUUACUAGAUUUGGGAAGAAGCUCACUUCAAUUCUUGAUACCUAUCUGUCAGAGAGUUAUGGAAAAGUAUCUUUCCCCUACUUCUACUCAAUUAGGUGAAAUCCAUGAUAAGCCUAACACUACUCCACUUCCUAUCCCUAACACUACCUUCAUCCCUACUACCACAAACCCCAUAGAGCUUAAGUCACCCAAAAAAGAAGGUGAUCCACUACCAAAAAAAACCAAGUAGACAAUCUGCUAUUUGGGAUCAUUUUACAAAAAAUGAGGGGGGGGGGGGAAUCCAAAUGAACCUAGGUGAAAAUGUAAUUAUUGCAAGAAACACUAUGCUUGUCAUAGUACUAGAGUAGGAACAAGCAGUAUGUGGAGUCAUUUGAAUAAUCAAUGUAAGAAAUAUUCAUUUAGUGUAUCUGAUAAGAAACAAAAGUUAUUGAGUUUUCAAAAUAGUAAUGAGGGUGGUGGAAAUUUGUUGGCAGUGGCCUUUAAUAAGGAGAAUUGUCGAAAAGCACUAGCUAAGAUGGUAGUGUUAAAUGAACAUGCAUUUAAAGUUGUGGAAAGUGAAGGUUUUAAACAUCUCAUGAAAGUAGUGCAACCUAGAUUUGUUGUUCCUGGCAAAAUGACAGUUGCUACAGAUAUAUACCAACUUUAUUUGGAUGAAAAAUUAAAACUAAAAGAGGAGUUGAUCAAGAUGGGUCAAAGAGUGUGUUUAACAACAAAUUCCUCAUAUGUGUCUAACAGCACACUACAUUGAUAGUAAUUGGUGUUUGUAAAAACAAAUCAUAAGUUUUUGUCAAAUUCCAAACCAUAAAGGAGAUACCAUUGGUAAGAUGAUUGAAUCGUGUUUGCUUAGCUAGGGAAUAGAGAAGGUGUUUGUUGUGACUGUAGACAAUGCAUCGGCUAAUGAUGUAGUUGUUAGUCUUGUUAAGAGGAGAGUCAAUGCAUGGAAAGGGUCUGUUCUUGAUGGUGAUUUUAUGCAUUUUAGGUGUUGUGCUCACAUAGUGAAUUUAAUUGUGAAUGAGGGCCUAAAAGAUUUGCAUGAUUCAAUUGCUGCUAUUCAUAAUAUUAUGAGGUACAUUCGGUCAUCUCCUGCGCGAUUGGGAAAAUUCAAAGCUUGUGCUGAGAGAGAAAAGAUUGAUUAUGAAGGGGGUUGGAUUUUAGAUGUGCCUACAAGGUGGAACUCAACUUUUAUGAUGCUAGAUGUUGCUAUUAUUUUUGAGAAAGCAUUUUCAAGGUAUGACGAGGAAGAUGAUAGAUUCUUGAGUUACUUCAAUGAAAAUGAAAGUGGGAAGAAGAGAGUUGGACCGCCUACUAAUACUGAUUAGGAGAGUGCUAAGAUAUUUGUCAAGUUUCUACGCACUUUUUAUGAAGUCACACUAAAGUUUAGUGGUACCUUACAUGUUACAUCAAACACAUAUUAUCAUGAAAUUUGUGAAAUUCACACUCAAUUGUCUGAAUUACUUAUUUGAAAUAUACUUGGAUGACAUUCAAGCUUAUGACUUUCUUGAAGAAGAUAAUUCAGAUAAAGGAAACGUAACACUAAAGGAGAAGAAGAAAAUUGAAACUGUGGUCGUUGACUAAGGAAUUAUAAGGUCAAUUUCUGGAGUGGAUGAAUCAUGAAGCUAGUUUAUUUAUCUUUUGAACUUUAUUUUUUCUUCAAAACUUUAGAAUUUCUAUUGUGAACAACUUUAUUUUUAUUGUGGAGACUUGAGAACUUUAACAUUCGCCAUUUAUAUUUUUAGUUUAUGGUUAACUACAAA